This is a messenger RNA of Hemibagrus wyckioides, 2846 nucleotides long. Its product is annotated as leukocyte immunoglobulin-like receptor subfamily B member 2. NCBI's taxonomy places the organism in Eukaryota, Metazoa, Chordata, Actinopteri, Siluriformes, Bagridae. Gene Ontology annotation, biological process: cell surface receptor signaling pathway. The coding region runs from base 378 to 2846 and encodes 822 amino acids. Gene Ontology annotation, molecular function: transmembrane signaling receptor activity. The record is from RefSeq and is a predicted model, not a curated record. The transcript is spliced from 16 exons.
CACACUUUCAAAAUUAUUCAUUUGUUUAAUUCUGCAGAACGCACAAUCCACUGAUCAUUUAGAUGGCGCACUUAUUACGGGGUUCCAUUUCCAGUCUCGCGCGAGAACUCUGAUCUCACGUGUGAUCUUGCGUUAUUUCCUUAUUAUUUCUGGCGUAUGUUCGGUUGUGAAACGCAGUUUGCGCAGUGUGAAACCUCCUGUCGCCGUUCCAUCGUUCAGUGGGUACACAGCAGCGAGUGAAUGCUCCUGCAGAGAGUCGUGCAGUGUGAAAACAACCGUGAUCCGACGACUUUGAAAAUCGUGCAGUGUGAACUUGGCAUUGGAAAACAGGAAGUGGUAGGACUUUAACACACACAGUCAGUCAUUAGAGGGACAGGAUGGAGCUCAGUCCACUCUCUGUGAUGCUCUUGCUGAUUUCACUUUUACCAGUGACCCAGGCUCAAGGGAGUCCUAAAGCUGUGGUGUCCAUAACGCCUGAUACACAUGUGUUCAUUGAAGAGAUUGUUACUCUCAGAUGUGACAUACAGGGAGGAGGAGAUACUCAGUGGACUUACAGCUGGAUGAAAAAUAAUAAUGAAAUCAGAGGGGACAGAUUGAGAUACUACACAGACAAAAUGCAGGAGUUCAGAAUCCGGGCUGUUAAAGACUCUGACAGUGGUACCUACACCUGCAGAGGAGAUGGGAGUGACUCUCAGAUCUCAGAGAUCAGUGAUGCUGUUACACUGACUGUAUCAGCAAAACCCAAACUGACUGUGAGAGUGAAUCCUCAGAGCUCCGUCUACACUGGAGACACCGUCACUCUGAGCUGUGAGCUGCAGCAGGAGACUGGAUGGGAGUUUCAGUGGUACAAAAAUAAUCAGUUACAGAAUCUGAACAGUGAACAAGAGAACACACUUAAAGUGACAGUCGAUAAUGCAGGAGAAACAGAGUACAAGUGUCGAGCUCGCAGGGGAAACUGCCACACAGAGCUCAGUGAUCCUGUCAAGAUUACAGUGAGAGCAAGACCUAAACCAGUGGCAUCCAUAAAUCCUGAUAAUCAGGUGUUCAGUGGAGAGAACGUCACUCUGAUAUGUAACAUACAGGAUGAAAGUGUCUCUAGCUGGCAGUACAGCUGGUAUAAAGAUGCUUCACACAGUCCUGUCAGUAGUGGACAGGUGUACAGUAUCAGUGGUGUUGAAGUGACCCACACAGGUAAAUACACCUGUAGAGGAGCAGAGAGAGGAGGUUCACGCUCCUCACACUCCAGUGAUGCUGUUACACUGACUGUAUCAGCAAAACCCAAGCCGACUGUGAGAGUGAAUCCUCAGACUUCCGUCUACACUGGAGACACCGUCACUCUGAGCUGUGAGCUGCAGCAGGAGUUUGAAUGGUACAAAAAUAAUCAGCUGUUACAGAAUCUGAACAGUGAACAAGAGAACACACUUAAAGUGACAGUCGAUAAUGCAGGAGAAACAGAGUACAAGUGUCGAGCUCGCAGGGGAAACUGCCACACAGAGCUCAGUGAUCCUGUCAAGAUUACAGUGAGAGAAAAGGCCAGUGUGGCUGAUGAUACUGUCCACUCAGAGCUGAACCACAACAUGGAGCAGCAGAGUCUACUCAUCCCCUUCCCGUACACAGCAGUAGAGUCUACUCAUCCCCUUCCCGUACACAGCAGUAGAGUCUACUCAUCCCCUUCCAUUCUAGUUACACUGACUGUAUCAGAGAGACCACAGGCAGUACUGAGUGUAUCUCCACAGAGCUGGCUGACUGAAGGAGACUCAGUGACUCUAAGCUGUGAGGUUACAGACUCCUCUACAGACUGGACAUUCAGCUGGUACACAGUUGUUCCCUACAGAGACGGCUUAACUGGAAUAAAUAAUAAUGGUGGCUAUAGCGUGUAUGUGGAGCUCCUCUCAGACAGCAGCAGAGGAUCUGGAGGCAAAUACACUCUCAGUCCUGCUGCUCUUAAACACACAGGAGUUUAUAUGUGCAGAGGAGAGAGAGGAGAACCAGCCCUUCACUCACAGUACAGCAAUCCACAGCCACUAUGGAUCACUGGUGAAUCUCCUCCAGUCUCUCUGAUCAUCAAUCCCAGCAGAACUCAACACUUUACUAAUGACUCUCUCUCACUGAGCUGUGAGGACCAGAGUAACUCUACUGGAUGGACAGUGAGACGAUACACACACAGUGAGAGAGUGUUAGAUUGUUCACACUGGGGAUCAGUUACAGGAUCUACAUGUAACAUCAGCUUCCUCUCCACAUCCUACACUGGAGUUUACUGGUGUGAGUCUGAAUCUGGAGAAAACAGUAAUCCUGUCAACAUCACAGUGCAAGAUGUUGAUGUGAUCCUGGAGAGUCCUGUCCAUCCUGUGACUGAGGGACAUCCUCUGACUCUACGCUGUUUAUAUCACAACCCAAAUCCCUCAAACCUCCGAGCUGAUUUCUAUAAAGAUGGAUCAGUUCUCCAGAACCAGAGUACAGGAGAGAUGAUCAUCCAAACUGUCUUAAAGUCAGAUGAAGGUUUCUACCACUGUAAACACCCAGAGAGAGGAGAGUCACCCAAAAGCUGGCUCUCAGUCAGACAUCCUAGUUCCAAUGGUGGAUCCAUAUUAGUGCUGGUUGGGAGUUUGGGAUUAUUGUUUAUCGCUUUACUGAUCUUAUUGAUCCUGCUGUUGGCCUACAAAAGAAGAAAAGGUGAAGCUGCAGCUGAGAACAAUGAAGCCACGUAUACACAGGUCAUGAAGAAAAAGAAGACAAACAGGAACAAUGAAAAGGCCAGUGUGGCUGAUGAUACUGUCUAUUCAGCAUUGAAGCACAACAUGGAGAACCAGUGCAGAAAGGGCAAAAAGGAGACACUGAAGCAGUGA